This is a messenger RNA of Oppia nitens, 869 nucleotides long. RefSeq lists its product as uncharacterized. Gene Ontology annotation, molecular function: protein binding. Bases 1 to 738 code for a protein of 245 amino acids. Gene Ontology annotation, cellular component: extracellular matrix. Lineage: Eukaryota; Metazoa; Arthropoda; Arachnida; Sarcoptiformes; Oppiidae. The record is from RefSeq and is a predicted model, not a curated record. The transcript is spliced from 2 exons.
AUGUUAGCCAAAGACAAUAGUUUUGAUAUGCAAUCAGACAAGUCGUACGAUUCGGAUUCAGAGCAAUUGGUUAUUUGUCUAACACUUUGCUACCAUAUUAUCGGCAUCAGCACCGGUAGUAUCAGUAGUACUCCCGGCAAAUGGAAAUGUCCGCCAAAAUCGCUGGUCAAGCCGUGUUCAUGCGAUGCCUACGAUUUCGGGAUGUAUCUGAUCUGUACGUUUGAGGACAUUGAUUAUAAACAAUAUUUUGAACGUCUAUCCCGGGGACUGCCUGAGGAACAGUACCAUAUGGAUAGUUUUACUAUACAAGAUGCUAAAMAUAUAACUGUCSUCGGAAACGGUACGUUCGGUAAUAUUACAUUCAAUUCGAUUAGUAUACACAGUUGCGAUAGUUUGACUACAAUUGAACCCGAAUUUUUCGGUACCGGUAAUCAGCGAUCGGUUACCCGAUUAACCAUUGACUACAAUAGUAGGCUAGGGUCGGGAACGGGUAGCAAAUUGUUUGAUAUUGUCAACCGUUUCGAGCAACUGGAAACUGUCGAUCUCAGUUGGAACGACAUUCGGGAAAUACCCGAUCGGGCAUUCAAACGGCACCCGAAACUUCGUUGGCUUGUACUGGACGGCCAUUUUACACAGUUAGGCGAUCGGGCGUUUCAGGAUAUGCCCGACCUAACACACCUGUCCAUUGGAUUUGCAACGAUAGAUGUCGUUCCCCGUGCAUUAUUGGUUAUAUUUUAGUAUAACGUAUUUUAUGUAAAGGACCGGUAGGUUGGUUGGGAUGUACAGUCAGUUAGUCUAGUCGUAGCGUUUGAGGAGAGGAGUUGACUGAGUGUAUAGCCCACCCAACAUACCGGUGCUAUAAUGUCUUA